Solanum verrucosum is the source of this 2232-nucleotide messenger RNA. Its product is annotated as subtilisin-like protease. Gene Ontology annotation, biological process: proteolysis. The record is from RefSeq and is a predicted model, not a curated record. The transcript has a single exon. Gene Ontology annotation, molecular function: serine-type endopeptidase activity. Bases 1 to 2232 code for a protein of 743 amino acids. NCBI's taxonomy places the organism in Eukaryota, Viridiplantae, Streptophyta, Magnoliopsida, Solanales, Solanaceae.
AUGAAAAUAUUUUUUGUUAUUUUUGCUAUACUUGCUUGUUUUUCAUGUCCUAGUAUGCAGAGCGAUUUGGAGACGUACAUAGUUCAAGUCGAAUCACCAGAAAGCCAAAUUUCCACUCAAUCGUCAAGAAUGGAUUUGCAGAGCUGGUACAAAUCUUUCAUGCCAAAGACCAUAGAAACCGCUGACUCAGAGGAAAAGCCACGGUUGAUAUAUUCGUAUCAUAAUGUUAUCAUAGGCUUUGCUGCUAGAUUGUCAGCGAAGCAAGUGAAGGAAAUGGAGAAGAAACCAGGUUUUAUAUCUGCGUGGCCUCAGAGGAUAUUGUCCUUGCACACUACCCAUACUCCGAGUUUUCUUCAAUUGCAACAGAACGUUGGCCUGUGGAGGGAUGACAAAUAUGGAAAAGGUGUGAUCAUUGGAGUCUUGGACACCGGGGUUACCCCUGACCAUCCUUCAUUUAGCGACGAAGGAAUGCCUCCUCCACCUGCUAAAUGGAAGGGAAAGUGUGAUUUGAAUUUCACUGCAAAGUGUAACAACAAGCUCAUUGGCGCAAGGUCCUACAUAGACGACAAACAUUCGCCAAUAGAUGAUGAUGGACAUGGCACACACACCUCCAGCACAGCUGCAGGAAGUUUUGUGAAAGGUGCCAAUGUGUAUGGGAACGCUAAAGGCACUGCGGUUGGGAUUGCCCCUCUUGCUCACUUGGCCAUUUAUAAGGUCUGUCAAGAAUUUGGUUGCCCCGAUGCUGACAUUUUAGCUGGCAUGGAUGAAGCUAUUGAUGAUGGAGUAGAUAUCCUGUCCCUUUCCCUGGGUGGACCUAGCAGGUCAUUCUAUGAUGAUCCAAUUGCACUCGGGGCAUACAGUGCCGCAAAAAGAGGUAUUCUUGUAAGUUGCUCUGCCAGUAAUGAUGGUCCAUCCAAUGGAAUCAUAUCAAACGAAGCUCCGUGGAUUCUGACAGUAGGUGCAAGCACUAUUGACAGAGAACUUAAGGCCACCGUUAUGCUCGGAAACCAAAAACUAUUCGUGGGUGAAUCAGCAUUUAGUCCUAAGGUUCCCAUUUUGGAUUUUUUCCCUUUGAUUGAUCCUUCACUGAGUAAACUCAACUUUUAUAGCCCUUAUUGCGAACCAGGUGCUCUGAAUGAUCCUAAAAUUAAAGGCAAAAUUGUUGUGUGCAAGGUUGGGAAUGCUGGCAAUGUUGAAAAAGGACAAGCUGUAAAGGAUGCCGGAGGAGUUGGCAUGAUUCUUGUUAGUAUCCCUGAGUUUGGUUUCACCAAGUUAGCCGAUCCUCAUGUCCUUCCAGCUCUGUUUAUUACAUUCAAUGACGGAACGGAGAUCCUUCAAUACAUGAACUCAACAUCAGAACCAACUGCAAGAAUUUUGUUCCAUGGAACAAUAAUCGGAGAUAAAGAAGCUCCGGUGGUUGCUGCAUAUUCUUCUCGCGGACCUAGCAAAGCUACUCCUGGUAUCUUGAAGCCUGAUAUAAUUGGUCCCGGUAAUAACAUUCUUGCUGCUUGGCCUACCUCCGUUGACUACGAAAAACACACAAAAUCUACCUUCAAUAUUAUACAGGGCACCUCCAUGUCUUGUCCUCACCUCAGUGGAGUAGCAGCAUUGCUUAAAAGCACACACCCCACUUGGUCCCCUUCAGCUAUCAAAUCAGCAAUCAUGACAACCGCUAACACACUGAACCUCGCCAAUGUUCCCAUCUUAGAUGAAAGGCUCCUUCCUGCUGACAUCUUUGCCAUUGGUGCAGGACAUGUCAAUCCAUCGAGAGCUAAUGAUCCAGGACUAAUCUACGACACCCCAUUUGACGACUACCUGCCUUACCUGUGUGGUUUGAAUUACACAGAUCAACAGGUGGGAAGCAUCGUGAAACACAAAGUGGAUUGUAACAAAGUGAAACACAUUCCUGAAGCUCAACUAAAUUAUCCUUCAUUCUCCAUCGAAUUCGGGGAGAGUUCUCAGACAUAUACAAGAACAGUGACUAACGUCGGGGAAGCUAAAUCAUCUUACACUGUGGAAAUAGAUUCCCCACCCGGAGUCACUGUGAUUGUUAAGCCCUCUACUCUGAAAUUCUCCCAGUUGAACCAGAAGUUGAAAUACCAAGUGACGUUUACAAGAAGAGAUAAUAGCACAAACAGUGGUAUUGCUCAAGGAUUCUUGAAAUGGAGUAGUAAGAAGUACUCUGUAAGAAGCCCAAUCGCAGUUGUGCUACAGCCUACAAUUGGUUUCUAG